AUGGACGAAUACAAAGUUGUUGUUCUCGGUGAUGGAGGAGUUGGAAAGAGCGCCCUAACUGUUCGCUUCGUCACAGGGAGAUUUGAAGAAAAGUACGACCCCACAAUUGAGGACUUCUACCGCAAGGAGAUUCUAGUAAAUGGUAAGGCGUGCAUGUUGGAGAUUCUUGACACGGCGGGCAGUGAGCAGUUCUCCUCACUGCAGGACCUUUACAUUCGCAACGGCCAGGGUUUUGUGCUCGUAUACAGCAUUGCCUCAUUGCAGAGUCUCCUCGAUCUAGAGGCAGUGCAUCAACAGAUCCUCCGUUUCAAGACUAAGGCGCCUUCCCGGAAGUCCAAAACUUCGAAGUCAGCGCCAUCGCCAGUACUACCGCCAAUUGUGCUGGCGGGUAAUAAGGCGGAUCUAACGGCAGUAGGGCACCGCGAGGUCGCCAGGGCCGACGGGGAUGCGGCGGCGAGGCGAUGGGGUUGCUGUGCUUUUGUAGAGACCUCGGCGAAGACGGGGGAAGGUGUGAUGGAUGUCUUUCGAGAAGUGGUUAUGCAGAUGGCUCAGGAGUCUGCAAAGAAGAAGGGCUGCACCACUGGAGCCUGUGCUAUCCUCUGA
This is a messenger RNA of Echinococcus granulosus, 603 nucleotides long. Its product is annotated as Ras-related protein Rap-1b. Gene Ontology annotation, cellular component: plasma membrane. The transcript has 3 exons. NCBI's taxonomy places the organism in Eukaryota, Metazoa, Platyhelminthes, Cestoda, Cyclophyllidea, Taeniidae. Gene Ontology annotation, biological process: signal transduction. The coding region runs from base 1 to 603 and encodes 200 amino acids. The record is from RefSeq and is a predicted model, not a curated record. Gene Ontology annotation, molecular function: GDP binding; GTP binding; GTPase activity.